AAUUUCCAGGGCUGUCACGGAUCCGAGGGAUGGUAGGAGAGUAGCCUUAAAAAAACUGCCGAACGUCUUUCAAAGUCUCGUGAGCAGCAAGCGAGUCUUCAGGGAACUGAAAAUGCUUUGCUUCUUCAAACAUGAUAACGUCCUUUCCGCGCUGGAUAUCCUUCAGCCGCCGCAUCUGGAUUUCUUCCAAGAAAUAUACGUGAUUACCGAGCUGCUCCAGAGCGACUUGCACAAGAUCAUCGUAAGCCCACAGCAUCUCAGCCCGGACCACAUCAAGGUCUUCCUUUAUCAGAUUCUACGAGGCCUCAAAUACCUUCACUCGGCCCGAAUUCUUCACAGGGACAUCAAACCCGGAAACCUUCUAGUAAACAGCAAUUGCGUACUAAAAAUCUGUGAUUUCGGUUUGGCCCGAGUGGCGGAACCCGACCAGAACGUCCACAUGACCCAGGAAGUGGUGACACAGUAUUAUCGCGCGCCGGAAAUCCUGAUGGGCGCGCGGCACUACACCGCUGCGGUGGACGUGUGGAGCGUCGGUUGCAUCUUCGGCGAGCUCCUGCGUCGACGGAUCCUCUUCCAGGCCCAAAGCCCUGUGCAACAGCUUGAGUUAAUUACGGAGCUGCUUGGCUCACCCACUCUCGAAGAGAUGAGGUAUGCGUGCGAGGGCGCAAAGUCUCAUAUGCUGAGAAGGGCGCAAAAGCCACCGUCGCUCGCAACCCUGUAUAAUCUUAGCAGCCAGGCGACGCACGAGGCCGUCCAUUUGCUCUGCCAGAUGCUAGUCUUCGAUCCCGACAAGAGGAUCACUGUGGUGGAUGCCCUGGCGCAUCCUUAUCUGGACGAGGGACGGCUUCGGUAUCAUUCGUGCAUGUGUACAUGCUGCUAUACGACGAGUGCCGGCAUGAGACAAUAUAGGGUGGAUUUCGAACCUUCGGCUGCCCAUCCGUUUGACGAUCUCUGGGAGCGAAAACUCACGAGCGUGCAGCAAGUGAAAGAGGAGAUGCACAAAUUUAUAGCGGAGCAGCUGAACACGUCGCGAGUGCCGCUCUGCAUAAAUCCGCAAUCCGCGGCGUUCAAGAGCUUCGCGAGCUCCACGGUGGCUCAUCCUUCGGAAUUGCCACCCUCUCCACACCAGUGGGAAUAAAAAGUCUUCCCCGUUCCCGUUUCCGAGAUAGAGCAUCGGACUCGAGGGUGACGACUCCGCGUCGCGCUCCACGAAGAAAGGAGGCCCUUCGCCGACCGGAAGAUAAUAAGUCACCGAUAACAAGAGGAAGAAGAAAAGAAGGAGGAAGAAGGAAGACGAGGAACUGGAAGCUACGGAGAGAAGAGCCAAGAGAGACAAUAGACUGCCGCACACUGUAGCCUCAAUUUUCGACUAGCUGAUACAUAUACAUGCACGGGAUAUCGUGAGGGAUGCAUAGAAAAAUGGUAGGGACGUAUGACAGGAAAUUUAGAUCUUUUUGAUUAAUCCCAGAAAUGCAUUUUCAAUGAUGUUAGACCUUAUCCGAUCUUUCCGCAAAAAUACAAUUUCUUUGAGAAAAUUAUCUUUCGGAAGUGUUAAAUCAUUGAAAAUGUUGAACGAAUAAAAAAAUAUCGAUUUUCACACAAGGACAUAUUUCGAGAAAUUUGAGAGAAACUGGUCUGUUAGAUUUCUUUAUGUUCCUUUCCUCGAAAGAAAGUUGGAAGUUUAUACAAUUUUCCCUUUGGGACAUGCGCUUCAAGGAAAUAGAAGAUUUCUUCUAUUUUCCUUUCGAAAUGCAUUUCUGGAUACUUUCUUUCUUGGUUCUUUCUUUAACGAGCUUUCUCUUCGAAAUGCUCACAAUCAAAGUUUAAUCAAAAGAUUUAACAACGGUAUAAAGUACAAGUAGACAAAUAAGAUUCUGUUUAAUAAUAGUUUAAUUUAAUUUUAAUUUGCACUUAAACGAAAUUCUUCUCUCAAAAUUUUGAUGAAAUGAUUUGGAUAAUGAUUAUCGAUAUUCAUUUCAAUAAUAUUUAUGAGAUCUGAAAAAAUUUUCACGAUCAAUAUUAAAAACUGGGAAAUGAUUAGAAGAGAUCAGUAUUACAACAUAUUUGAUAAAUUCUUCAAAGAAAAAGCUAGCUUAGAAUUUUACAUAAAAUUUAUACAUCUCUCUAUGCAUCCCACUACACCUUGCAUGUAUAUAUAGCAAUAUAUUAUACGUAUUAUACAUUGUAUACACAUGAUCGAAAGGGAGAAACACAUCUACACACAUAUACACACAUACACACACAUUUACAUACACGCGUGCGCGUGCACACGUACACGCACAUACAUUAGCCAA
Messenger RNA from Pogonomyrmex barbatus (red harvester ant), 2294 nucleotides. It is a transcript of the gene nmo, whose product is annotated as serine/threonine-protein kinase nemo. Gene Ontology annotation, biological process: protein phosphorylation. The record is from RefSeq and is a predicted model, not a curated record. Gene Ontology annotation, molecular function: MAP kinase activity; ATP binding. NCBI's taxonomy places the organism in Eukaryota, Metazoa, Arthropoda, Insecta, Hymenoptera, Formicidae.